Molecule: messenger RNA, 1471 nt
Organism: Salarias fasciatus (jewelled blenny)
Lineage: Eukaryota; Metazoa; Chordata; Actinopteri; Blenniiformes; Blenniidae
Gene: rab3da
Product: RAB3D, member RAS oncogene family, a
Exons: 5
Coding region: 201-866 (221 amino acids)
Molecular function (GO): GTPase activity; GTP binding
Source: RefSeq, a predicted model, not a curated record
UUGAGUUUUGACGGCGGACGUCCCGGUGACGGACGGAGGGACACAUGCAGCGUGCGGAGAUCCGGGAGCGGAGCACCUGAGAGCCCGGAGAGGAGCGGAGCGGAGCCCGGUCCGACAGCAGCCCACAGCCGGUCCCGGUCCCGGUCCCGGUCCGCGGCGUGAGGAGGACGGAGGAGGAGAACCGACACACACCCGCCGAGAUGGCUUCAGCCAGAGAUCCAGGAGCGUCGCUGGAGCAGAGAGAUCCAGCCGACCAGAACUUCGACUACAUGUUCAAACUGCUGAUUAUCGGCAACAGCAGCGUGGGGAAGACCUCCUUCUUGUUCCGCUACGCAGACGACUCCUUCACCUCGGCGUUUGUCAGCACGGUGGGCAUCGACUUCAAGGUCAAGACCAUCUACAGGAACGACAAGAGGGUCAAGCUGCAGAUAUGGGACACGGCCGGGCAGGAGCGAUACCGGACCAUCACCACGGCGUACUACCGAGGAGCCAUGGGAUUCCUGCUCAUGUACGACAUAACAAGCCAGGAGACAUUCUGCGCCGUGCAAGACUGGGCAACGCAAAUCAAGACUUACUCAUGGGACAACGCUCAGGUGGUCCUGGUGGGCAACAAACUGGACCUGGAGGAGGACAGGCAGGUCCCGAUGGAGGACGCCCAGAGACUGGCCAAAGAGCUCGGCUUUGAGUUCUUCGAAGCAAGCGCCAAAGACAACGUCAACGUGAAGCAGGUGUUCGACAAGCUGGUGGACGUCAUCUGCGAGAAGAUGAACGAGACGGUCAACGGCAACGCCGGCCAGUCGGCCAAUCAGAAAGGCGGCGACCUGAAGGACACGCCCCUCACCAGUCAGAGCGGCUGUGCGUGUUGAUAGUGGGAACCUUUAAAAAAAAAUAAAAAACAGUUUGAGAAGCUGAAUGCACAUUGAGACACCUACAAAUAGAAAUGCCUGCUAACGUUACUGGAACCACUAUCAGCAGCUGCAGCUCCACUUAGGUUCUUUAUUUUAACUAAACUUCACUGUUAUUCGGUGUUUGGAGCACCUCCUCAUAAAGAUUUGAUGUGACUGUUACUCUGAGAUGCCAAAGAGCUGCACGGCGCCGCUGCGCCUUCAGCACACCUUCACCUCCAGCAGAGCGGCACACAGCACCUGUUGCUGCAGGGAGUCGCUGGGAUUUCUUUAUGCAAUGCUGCCCUCUUGUGGACGUGACGCGAAACUGCAUUACUGUGAUUCCUUCAAUGUGCUGUGAGCGUCUCGUGAUAAAGUUAAACACACCUGACAGAAGGCGUCACUCACCUGAGGGCGUUACGUCAUUCCACGCGAAUGUAAUCCGAUGUUUCUUUGGAGCGACGUACUCACUUCUUCUCUUAUUUAUUUUCUUCUUGUUGCAUAUUAAUGUUCAACAACUUCAUUUGCCAAGUUCAUAGAGUUCCUCCAAACGUGGAAUAUAAAUAUAUAUGAAUCUAUGCAUCACA